Messenger RNA from Bombyx mori (domestic silkworm), 2427 nucleotides. RefSeq names its product protein rolling stone. NCBI's taxonomy places the organism in Eukaryota, Metazoa, Arthropoda, Insecta, Lepidoptera, Bombycidae. Gene Ontology annotation, cellular component: membrane. The transcript is spliced from 5 exons. The record is from RefSeq and is a predicted model, not a curated record. Bases 730 to 1410 code for a protein of 226 amino acids.
GUUGCUAGAUUACCAAACUUGUUCGUUCUCGCAUGCAUUAACAAUAUAACAAUACCAACGGUCUGGAACUAACGGCUCGUUCCCACGUGGUAUUAUUAUCAAUCAAAUUUACUUAUUUUUGUUCGAUAUUUAAAAAGCAUUCAAGGAACUAAUGACAUAAUUAUGACAGGUAUUUCGACAUAAAAACUCGAACGAUUACAUAAGUGAGAGUCGGAUUAGUUUGCGCAAGUUCAAUGCGAAGUGUUGCAGAAUAGCACGAAGCGUUCGAUGCAACGGCCGCAGCGCUGUGUCCGUCGCAAGAGUCGAUCAGAAGCGCACCUCGCACAGAAUUAACUUCACAAUUACUUUGUUAUUUUAACUGCCAUUUUAAAUAAAACAAUGGAACGUACGCAAAAAAGAAACAGUGCUGUGAUUGUUUAACUUGAUUUGAAGGUGAACUUGUAGCUCAAAACAUACUCUUUCGGUCUCGUAUUAAACUCAUAAAUAAUAAAUGUUAUAUGAAUAUUUUUAAACUUAAACAAUACAUAGUAUUGGCAGAAUAGAAUAGUGAUCGAUAAAAUUCUCAGCUGAUAACAGUUCAGCCCUUCAGACUUAGUGUUCCGCGGCACGUUUCGAGGCAUUUGGAAAAGUAUCACGCACUCGGACUUGUGGGUGACUUCGCAUGAUAAACUGAGUGAUUUCUACGCGUCGUCAUGGCAACCUGGAGAAGCACCAGUCCCUCUGUUGGUCAUGAGGUUGAUACUAGCAAGUGCGGCUCUGGGGAUCCUGGUGUGGUCGGUGACCGUAUCCCCGACGCCCACAUGGCUGGUAUUCCUCACUAACUGGGGCCUUGUAUUAGUGGCGAUGACCACACUGAAUGGCCUAGUUUUGUCAUGUAUCGCUCUAUGCAGAAAGAACAUGGAUGGGGAUGGACUACCGUGGUUCGUGAGCACGUAUUGGUUCCUAUUCAACGUGUCUGUGACCAUCGCCAUCAUGAUCACUGCACUCUACUGGAUACUUAUUUAUGAUCCAGAACCUGAGGACCCGGAGUCACAUGAUUUGUGGCUGGAUAUCGGAACACAUGCAGUAAACUCCUUGAUUAUGUUAGCUGAGCUAUUGGCGACGAGGACGCCGAUACGAUUCCUGCAUCUAUACCAGCCCUUAGGAAUGGGCUUGUGUUACGCGGCCUUCUCGGCCAUAUACUAUGUUGCUGGAGGCACUGUAAACGGCUUCCCAUAUAUCUACGAAGUUUUAGAUUGGCGACAAGCGAAGCGAGCAGGCGCCAUCGUAGGUGGAGCUGCAGCCGGUGUGAUCAUCAUCUACGCGUUUCUGUGGGGGCUCGCUCUCUGUCGGGACAAGAUCUCUACCUCACUCAUACGCACCACAAGCCACGAUUUAGCUCCCGUACCGCCCGAUCGACAUAUGGCAUAAGACAACCUAUAUCCUAACAAAGAACAAAUUCGUAAAUAAUAUAUUUAAUAAGAAGUGUUUUAAAGUGUGGCCAUUCCUGUGUAGUUGGUUAAGAGCAUAAUUAUUAUGUGUUUCAUUUUCUAAUGGUAGAGUUUCUGCAAAAGCUCCUUUAUGAUAAUACAUAUUAUCAUUGUUCUGUGUCAACAACACAUCGGUGUUUGUUUUAAUUUAUUAAAUAAAUUGUCUGAAAGUAUUAUUGAUGUGAAACAUCUAUAGCCGCACGUAAAACCGAUUUAUGGCGUGACGACGCUAUAUGAUGGUAUAUAUAUACAGUCUAAAUGCAGUAGUGUGUACGGUGUGGCGACGCGUCGCCAUGCGCAAUCGACUGUGUGAUUCUCUGUAUUUUACUUCAAAACAAAUAUUUUUUUUGUAAUAUUUUAUUUUAUCAUUAUGACAUAUUUCCUAUCACAAUCUGUUCUUUUCUGCAUAUUACUUUUACAAAAUAAUGUCGAUGUUUCACAUCUGCCAGGCGUCCCGUGACGGCUCACAUUUUUAUUAAUAUGUACAAGUCCUUAAUAUUUAUUCUAUGGAGAAAAUUAAAGCUACUUUACUAUUCGAACUAUUGUCGAGUAACAGAAGCCAGUCGAUGUUUAAAAUAUUCAGAGAACUAUUGAAUAUAUUGAGACUUUAUUGGUUGUGUUACGUUUGUUUGAAAGCUCGCAUACACUAUAUGAAUAAUAUUUUAAAUAUCGAUAUAAAUGAAGGCUUAUAGACAUUUAAUUUAGAAUAAUUAAAACGUAUUAAAUGAAAAAGGAAAUUAGACGUCACUUGUGUGCAAACAAAAAAAACCUUCCUACAGUUUUUUUAUACUAAAAUUGUACAGCGAAGACAGGUUGUCUCUUCUUAAUUACACACUAUUCAUUGUAAAAAUGAGAAACAUUGAUAUUUAUCUUUGUAAAUAUUUGCGAAGUUUCAAAAUAGUGUGGUAGGUAUUGUAAAUAAAAAAAUUAAAUUAAACUGAUUUAAAUUGUAAUAAAA